Molecule: messenger RNA, 1416 nt
Organism: Paramecium tetraurelia
Lineage: Eukaryota; Ciliophora; Oligohymenophorea; Peniculida; Parameciidae
Exons: 3
Source: RefSeq, a predicted model, not a curated record
AUGCCUACUCGAAAUGUCUCAGAAACUAACUUAAACAAUAAUUAGAGUAGAAACAAUACUAUAACUAUUCGUCAGAAUUCAUAAGCGAGUUCCAGGAAGCAAACCAAAGAUAAUGGCUAUCAUAGGAUUGCUUAUCAAUAGCAAAUUAAGAAAAACCAAAUUUCAUUAAAAAGAAAAAGGUCCGUUUCAUCAAUUUCAAGUACUUCUUCUAUGUAACAAUCAUUCAUGAAAAUGGAAGAGAAAAUGAAGAAAUUUAAAUUGAAUAAUCCUGAAAUAAUAGAUCAAAAAUAUAUGAUUUCUGGCUAUUUAGAAUUAAGCAAAGAUUACAAGAACUUGGUCUUUACAAUUAGAAAAUAUGGAUAAGAUUUGGACGCUUUGUUAAAAUUCGGACAGAAUGAUAUGAAGGAGGACAAUAUUUGCAAGGUGGAUUAAUUCUUUGAGAAGCAUUCUGAUUUGUUGUCAACUAAAGUAGACGAUUAUUUCAAAAUUAAGGAAAGUUUUUAUAGAUUUUUGAGAAUGAGGAUCUAAGAACCCUAUUAUUAUAGAGUAAAGAAGAAAUUACACUUGAUUGAGAAGCAGAAUCAAACCUUUUAAACUUUUCGAAUAUAUUUAGAUGCAUUUAAAUUUAUAAACAAAGACGGCUUUGAGUAUUUCAAAGACGACAUACAAUUGAUUAGGAGUUUCAAAAAACCUCCGACUCUAGAAAAUAUUGGUACACUUUUUAAUGAGAAAAUUGAAUAAUUAAGGGAUUAGAUUCUAAAAACACAAGAAUUGACUGAUGGGAAAUUACUAAGUUAAAUAUUUGACCAUAAAAUUGAAUAAAUUUAAAGAUGGAAAGAACAAAUUAUCAAGUUGGCUUAUUUUUAAUACAGUUUCAACAUUCAUUAUUUAUUGAAUACGAAUUCAAAAACUAGGAAGUACAUAAAAAGCAAAAAAUUAUAUGAACAAUUAUUUUAGAUUUUGGAGGAGACUGAUUAAUUUUUGAUUGAAAAUUAUACAAUUAAUUAAAUUUAUUCGGAGUAAAUUGCUUAAUUUAAGUGUGAUUUGAGUGAAAUUAAACAGCAAAUUCUGGAAUGGAAUAUCAAGUUGAGGGAGAAUGAAUUCUAUAAGUAAGUUUUAAGUUUAGUAAAGCAAAACAUUUAUCUGAAAUCAAUUAAUUAGCGAUUGGAGACUAUACUUUCAAUAAGAUCAUCGGAAGAGUAUGACUAAAGAAUGGAUGCAAAGGCAACGGACAUGAUAAUAAAGGCAAAGAUGCAAUUGCAGAAUAUAGUUCCCACAAUAUAGCAGAUAAAAUCAUGUCAAUAAAUCAAGGAUGAUGAAUACAUUCAGAAGUAAUUUAAUAAAUUUGUCUUAAUGAAGGAUUAUUUUUAGAAUUUAAAGAACGAGUUUGAAAUUUGAAUUAAUUAUUUAAUAUAA